GUUAGCUGCAAUUAAUGUUAGGUUAUAAAAACUAUCAAAACAAAGCAUGUUUUUUUAUUAAAAUAUUUUUAUUUUUGUCUGCUUUAUUAAAAUGGACUUUAAAAAAGAACUACUAUCACACCUAAGUAAAGACGAUGACUUUAAUAAACAAAUAAAUUUUGCAAGUGGUGCCUUUAAAUCUGCCCAAUUACCUGGACAUUGUAAGAUCACUCUUUUAGAAUGGAUUUUAAACUUAAAUGUACAAGAUAAAAUUAUUUGGCAUACAGUUCAUGGGUGGAUUAAUUCAAAUUAUUUUAAAGAACUUACUAGACAUGAAAUAGACAAUAAAGAUAUUAAGUUGAUUGUUGAGGUAGUCAUUUUGAAGAUAUCGCAGGAAGAAGAUUUUUCAAAUACAGAAAUUAUUUGUAACACAUUAUUGUCACUUUUAAAUAACAGGUUAUUUGAGCAAUACUUUUGUACUGAUGUGAAACUCUGCCUGAAAUUAAUAGAUGCAGUUUUAUCAAGAUUUUCUUGUCCAAACGAUUUUGUGAAGUUUUUAAGCAAAUAUAUUUUUUAUAAAAGUCUAUUGGCGACGGAAGGUUUCCUUUACAAUUUUCUACACAUAAUUUUUCCAACCCUUGUUAAAUGUGUAGUUAAAUUUAGUGACAAACAAGUAUUCGCUCAAGUUUCUAGAGUUGUCCAAAAAUGUAUAUUCUAUAACAACCACAAGAAAUAUGGAAAUGCAGUCAAUAUUUUAUUUGAAAAUCAACAAGAGGAUGAAUCAGGACUGGAAAUGUUACUCAAACAUUUGAUCAAGAUUUGUAAUUCAAAUAAAAAGUUCCCUGAAGUUCAGUUCAAGCUAGUAUUCCACGCACUUGCAGUAGCUUAUGAAAAUGAUCCAUUGCUGAUGUUCAAGUUUUUGGUUGUUUUACUACGCAUGACAGGAUUUGACUUCAAAGAUGUAUUGUCUCUUACGGGAGUUAUGUUUAAAUCAGAGCUGGAGGUUACUGAAAGGUCGCAGAGAAUCUUUCUCGAACUAUUGGACGUCUUGGAAGAAACUAAACUAGAUCUAAGGUCUAAAAUAGGAGAAGUUACUGUAACAGAUCUCUUAAAAUCUAUUAUUACUAAUUCCAUUCUGUGUUAUACACCUUCUACUUUAAAUUACCAAUUGUUGAAAAAAAUUGUAAUAUUAGAUCCGACUCUAACUCAAACAUUAACAGAAGAAAUACUCCAGUAUAUUGUAUUGGCUAAUAAUGAAGGUCAAGCUGAAGAUUACGAACUUCUCAUGCUAGAAAUCUUCGACACAUUCUCCAAACUACACAGAAUCGAGAAUUUGGUUUCAAAAAUAAUAUCUGUUUUGAACAACUAUUUUGAUGCUAAAACUGAGGAAAGUUUUGAUUUAAAAACUGAAAAUGUAUUAACCAAGAAGAUUUUAGACUCUUUCUCAAGAAAUAUUGAAAGUUUAGCGAGCUGGCAGGUGAUAAAUGUUUUUAAAACGUUUUUAUUUUCUCUUAAGAAGUUGGUAGGGAACGCAAAUGGAUUCCAAAGUGGAAAUAUCCAGUAUUGUUUCCAUAUGGAAUUUCUCAGUGAAUUGAUUGGAAACUUUCUGUCUAGUAUAAGAGUAGCUGAGCACACGGUAGCCGUAAACGUGGUUGAAAAAACAAAGAAAUGUUUGAGUGAAUUAGAAGUAGUACUUAAAAAUUUCGGAAACGGCCUUUUGAACAGAAAACAUAACUGCAGCUUAAUGAGAUCAUUUUUGAACAUAGCAUAUUAUUGGGCCGAAGUAACACUUGUUUUAAAAUAUUACUCUUCUAACCAAGAUGACAAUGAAGUAAAAUCAGCAGCAGAUUAUAAUUUUGCUGCUUGUAAUAUAACAUACGUUCAUCCUUAUCUAACCGUGGACGAAUGGUGCUUGAUAUCAGAAAGAAUUAGCAAUUUUGGAGAAAUAUCGUGUAAACAAUUAUUAUACAAAUUAUUCAUUCAAAAAGUGCGUGCUUUGUACAUUUUUGAACAAAAAGUAAAUGAAGAAAUUUUGCAAGAUCUAUCGAGGUACAUAACAAGGGAUUUAGAAGAAAAUUGGAAAUACAUAUUACAAAACAAAUUCUUAACCAACAACUUAGUACCACUAAUGGAUUCUUCCUCAAUCAACUUACUAGCUGACAAAUUGGUAGCCAAUAUAACGGAUUUGGAUGACACACAACUAAACCAGUACAUUUUUAAUAAUUCUUGUGUUUUAAAUGCCGUUGCUUAUUCUAUAAUAGUUAAAUCUGAUAAAAUUAUUUCGAAAAGAAAAAGGAAACAUGAUGAAGAUUUGGUUGAUGCAAAGAAAUUAAGCACGAAAGUAAGUAACAUGGUCACAGUAGAUACAUUUUGUAAUGAUGGCCACAACGAAGAUUUAAUAAAGAAACUCAAGAAAGUAUAUGAGUCCUACAAGGUGGAUCAUAAUGUAGAAGUAAAGUUUAAUGAAGCAAAAUUAUUAGAGCUACUCGAGGUACUAAAAAAGUUUCCUGUCGUAUUUUGUAAAGAAUCCGUCCAGAAAUGUUUUCUCGUCUACCUAUUUUCUCUACACAAGGAGUUGCGUCAAGAUUUUUCCAAAGGACGUUAUGUAGAUGUACAAAGCAGUUUAGAGAAUAUUAUAUUAGGUAUGCUGCAACAGCAUAAAUAUAGGUUAGAUGACAUUUUUAAUAUGGAAACCAUAUGUCAAGAAGUACUGACAAGUUUUAAUGAAUGGAGGGAUAUAUUUGUUCUAAUUAUAGAAAGCGUCUUUAAAAAUAAAGAUGCCAUAGCAAAUUAUGAAUCAUUGAUUGCACAUAUAUCCGAUAAAUUACACAUUCCGACAUAUAUGCAUUGUGGGAUCAUUAUUUUAAAUACUCUUAAUAAGUUCAAAAAAGUAAAAGCUACAAAGAAAGCUAAAGAUGUAGCGGACAAUUACAAACUUAUACUUUGCAACAAGAUGUACGAUCUCGUUGUGACAAACGAUCCUCAAGAUUACCUAAUACCUGCAUACGCCUACACUUUAAAAACCUUCUUGGUGCAGAAUGAAAAAGAAAAGAUGUCUAAGUUAGUUAGUAUUUUGGAACCUUACACCAGCUUCGUUCUUCAGCGGCACGAAGAGUACGACAAAACCGGUUAUUUGCAGCUUUUUAAUAUAGUACUACACAACAAAACGAAACUUAGUAGUGCUAGCGAGGAUCUUCCAAUGCAGAUCUGGAAAGUGUGUAAAAACAAUUGUAAAGUUUAUUCUAGAAUUGAUGAGUAUUCUCAGUUGAUAAUGUUGAUAGUUGGUUACGUUUCUAACGACGAUUUUUGUACGAUGACUCAAGAUCUUCUAAAAAUAUCAGAAAGUUUAAUUAAAAAAAGUAAACACCAACAACUUAAAAAUUUGUUGAAGACCUGGGAGUCAGUUAUAGCGUCCAAUAUCAAUCCAGUUAAAACGAAAAACCUUCAAGAAUCGGUCGUAUUGCUGUUAUCUCAACUUGUUCAACUUCUGGAAAAUUGUAUAUGUAAUAAAGAAAUAUUUGACAGUGUUAUGAAUUUUGGAAUAUUAGUAGUAAAAACAAACCAUUUUCAUCUUACCCCUGCUAUGGCCGACAUUCUAAUUUUAACUGUAACAGUAUUGUUAAACAAGGAAAAUAUAGACUUCCAACAAUCCUGUACAUUAUCAAUUUCACUAUUAUCGAAUUUAUUGAAAUACCGUAAAUCUCUUAUUAUGGAUAGACUUCCACCGUACUUACAAGAGUAUAGAGGUUUACUGAAGAAAAUAUGUUCUGAGAGCAAUGCAGAUAUCCCUAAAGAAGAGGAUGUUGUUAGGCAGUUAGCAGAUUCUGCUUUUCAACUUGAGAAGUUAACCAAAAGUUUGGUAGUUUAUCAGAAAGAUAUGUCUAGGAUUGCCAUGUAUUUGAUUGCGGAUGUUUUGGACCAAUACGAAAAAGUUACUAUCCUGCCAAUUGUUAAGAUGCAUUUAAACAACUGUGUCUAUAGUUUGAUAACCAUAUGUGACCAACAUGCAGUGUCUUAUUUGAUGAGGGUGCUUUCUAGUGCUUCCACUGAAAUAUUUAAAGUUAUGUACGAUCAUUAUAAGAAAUAUUACAGAUUUACUGGUAAAGCUUAACAA
This is a messenger RNA of Diabrotica virgifera virgifera (western corn rootworm), 4093 nucleotides long. RefSeq lists its product as uncharacterized. NCBI's taxonomy places the organism in Eukaryota, Metazoa, Arthropoda, Insecta, Coleoptera, Chrysomelidae. Gene Ontology annotation, biological process: ribosome biogenesis. The record is from RefSeq and is a predicted model, not a curated record. Bases 92 to 4090 code for a protein of 1332 amino acids. The transcript has 13 exons. Gene Ontology annotation, cellular component: nucleolus.